AUGUUAAGCUUUUUGGUAUUCUCACCUCAUCGACCUUUGCCUUUGGUAUAUGAUAUUGGAUUUAUUCAAACUUUUAAUAUUAAUAUUAUUUGCCUUGGUCACGUCAAUAUUAAAAUUAUUUCCAUUUAUUAUCAUGGUGGUAGAAAAUUAAAGGAUCUUAAAAAAGUAUUAAAGAUAGGACGAAUGAAUGGUUGGACUUUUACUAGUCCAGAUUCAAACGAUCUAAAAUUUGUACUAGACAAAUUUUCUCAACCAGGGAUUAAUAAUAAUAAUAAUCAAAUGCGUCGUCAUUUGAUCAUCAAUGCAACACAUCAACAAAAUGAAAGAACCGUCAAAAUUAUUCAUCUCCAACCAAUAGAACCAAAAGAAAAACAAGAUGAUGGAAUGUAUAGUGGAUGUUGUUGUGAAUGUUGUGGAGAUUGUGAUUUUAAGCCAUUCACUUGGGUAUGUGAAAAACUAUUUGGUAAAUUCCCCAACUUGUCUACUGGUAUUCAAUUUUUCAACAAAAAAAUGUACAAUGCUUAUAAACAAGAGGGUAUCAAUGCUUUCAAUGAAAUUAAUCAAAAUAAUAUAAUAAUAAUUAAUAAUUAA
Messenger RNA from Cavenderia fasciculata, 591 nucleotides. RefSeq lists its product as uncharacterized. NCBI's taxonomy places the organism in Eukaryota, Evosea, Eumycetozoa, Acytosteliales, Cavenderiaceae. Bases 1 to 591 code for a protein of 196 amino acids. The record is from RefSeq and is a predicted model, not a curated record. The transcript has a single exon.